UUGUCGACCGAGAAACCUCGGCCGAUAAUCCUCCGCCGUUUGGGGCUCGGGCCCUUGGAAUUUCGCCGGCGCUUUUUGCGCAGCUCCGAUGGUUCUGUCGUUAGGUGGGUCGGGUGUGCUGGUGUGGAGGCACCGCGUUCACAUGUUGGGCUCCUCCGGUUGCUCCAGCUCCAUGCCCUCCGUGGCAUCUGAUCAACUCGCGAGAGCCGCUCAGUUUCCGCAUCGACAUGUUGGAAACGCAUCCUAGGCUAUUGCAGAUUGAAUUCCUCGAGCUUGUACAUUCUCGCGCUCUCCUGAGCGCUAUAUCAGUCGCUACCGUCCUACUCUUUCUCAGCAGGGCCACUCUUGUUCGAUCAUCCAAGUUUGCGGAACUGGAUCGGCAGUCCUACCUGGUUGGCCAGUCGUUGGCAUGGUUUCCGGGAGUCUGGGCCAAACUUGCGUAUGCGCUGAAUGGCUACGGGUUGAUCUAUGAAGCAUUUGAAAAGACUGAAGGUAAACGAAUCCUAAAGAUUCCUCUCCAAGGCCAGAAUCUCUAUGUCCUUCCUGCCAAGUACGUGGAAGAGUUGAAGAGCGUGCCGGCAUCGGUCUUGAGCUCAUCUCAUGCUGUAUCGGACUACUUCCUGGGGGCUUACACAACGCUUGAUCACUCCAUGUUUGGACAUGCCACUUGGGACGUGGUCCGGAAAUAUCUCACGCAAAGACUCGGUCCAUUGGUGCGGCCGCUUGCAGAGGAGUGCGAGAUUGCUUUCAGGGAGGAGAUUCCACUAUGUUACGACUGGACCGCGAUCGAAAUACACGAGCACCUCCUCCAGAUCGUGGGCCGCAUGACUAGCCGCGUCUUCGUCGGAGAGAAGCUCUCCAAGGACCGUUUCUGGCGACAGACGUGCAUUGACUUCGCGACCUGUGUGUUUCAAGCCUCUGGAAUUCUCAAAGCUCUUCCGCCUAUUCUGCGACUCCUUGGAAGUUUUCUCAGCCCACACAUCUGGCGCAUCCGUCUUCAUCAUGUACGCGCGAACCGAUACCUAAUCCCAGAGAUAGAUCGGAGAAACGAUGGGGCGAAAGAGGAAGAUAUGCUUAGCUGGCUCGUGUCGAACGCCGGAAGUGAUGGGCCGUCUGGUAUCGUGAAGCGACAGUUGGGGCUCAGCUUUGCUGCUAUCCAUACCACCACGAACCAUCUCACCAACGUGCUGCUUGACCUUGCAGCCCGCUGGGAUCAGUAUGCCCCAGAACUCCUAGCAGAAAUCAAACAAGCAUUAUUGGAGGACGAAAGGGGCUUGACGAAGACGACAGUGACGAAAUUGACCAAGCUCGACAGUUUCAUGAAGGAAUCGCAGCGUCUGCAUCCUCCAAGUGCCUUGUCUUUCAAUCGCAAGGUUAUGAGUUCCAUGGUCCUUUCUGAUGGUAUCGUUCUCCCGGAGGGAUGUUAUAUCGCCGUCGCCUCGGGGCCGUUGGCUCGAUCUGAAAGCUACUAUUUCCACGCUUCUGAAUUUGACGGCUUCAGAUAUCAUCGCAUGCGACAAGAAGCAGGUGGAUCCGCUGCCAAUGCUAACUACUUCACCUCGACUGGAACUCAUAGUCUGGUAUUUGGGCAUGGUCGCUUUGCUUGUCCAGGAAGAUUCUUCGCCUCCCUGGAGAGCAAGAUCAUUCUUGUGCAUAUCCUUUUGAACUUCACAUUGAGACUGGAAGAGGGUGACGCACGACCAGACAACUCAGUUUUCGCUGACGCGUUGUUUCCCAACGCUUCGGGAAGGAUUCUGUUUCGGCGAAGGGAAGGAAUAUGACGGGGCCGGAUAUACGACGGGAUAUAAAGAUGGCCCCACCAACAGCGACUGUAGCACUGUGCCGUACUCGGGGUAGACAAUACCAAGACGACCCCACCAAUUGCGACCGCGCCGCAGUGGAGGGUACGGAAAUAUCAUAUCAGCACUUUAUCUUUGCAUCCUCGCAUCGCGCAGGACAGCGUAAUGGUUCAUCUCAGCGAGGCAGACAAGGCAGAAAGACUGGCAGGAUGCUCCUACCUGAGGUUGAGUCUGCAGUAUCUUGCAUGCCCCGGGAAUCCCACGGCGGUUGCACGCGGCGGCACGCGGCGAUUCCGUCCCGUCAGAAAGCA
Molecule: messenger RNA, 2110 nt
Organism: Trematosphaeria pertusa
Lineage: Eukaryota; Fungi; Ascomycota; Dothideomycetes; Pleosporales; Trematosphaeriaceae
Product: cytochrome P450
Exons: 3
Coding region: 228-1781 (517 amino acids)
Molecular function (GO): heme binding; iron ion binding; oxidoreductase activity, acting on paired donors, with incorporation or reduction of molecular oxygen
Source: RefSeq, a predicted model, not a curated record